Messenger RNA from Parathielavia appendiculata, 1345 nucleotides. Its product is annotated as Molybdopterin biosynthesis MoaE. The transcript is spliced from 3 exons. Gene Ontology annotation, biological process: Mo-molybdopterin cofactor biosynthetic process. NCBI's taxonomy places the organism in Eukaryota, Fungi, Ascomycota, Sordariomycetes, Sordariales, Chaetomiaceae. Gene Ontology annotation, molecular function: molybdopterin synthase activity. The coding region runs from base 407 to 898 and encodes 163 amino acids. Gene Ontology annotation, cellular component: cytosol. The record is from RefSeq and is a predicted model, not a curated record.
CCAGUGUGUGUCUCUGGAUGGCUUAGAGUUGCCUUGGGUUCAAGGUUGUGAAUGUCAAUGCAAGAGUGUGAUAGACAAACACGGCUUGUUUCUUGAACGUCUUGCUUGCUGUCUUCAUUUUGGGGCCGGAGAUCAAGAGUGGAAGUCAUACCAGCGACCUGCCAUUUAGGUGUCGGACCCACGUGCAGUCACUCAACCUCACCCUCAUCAUCACCUUCACGGGCUCAUCUAUGAGAAGAACCCGCCUGUGGUUCAAUAAGAAUACUACCGUGGCCUGUACCGUCCCUUAUCUGAAUUUCGUCAACAGACACUGUGCAACACACAAGCAGUUCAUCGCCCCUCCAAGUCCAGGUCUUAUUUAUAUCCCCUGAGCCCCUGAGCAGUCCCCAAUCUGCAACCAACUAUCAUGGCCACGCAAGACCCCAAUUCCCACGAAUCAUGCCUCUCCAAAGAAGGCUGCUACGUAGCCCUGACCGAAUCCCCGCUCAACCUCCAAUCCAUCACCGACCGCGUCCGCUCCCCACAAGCAGGCGCCAUUGUCCUAUUCGCAGGUACGACCCGUGACUCCUUCGACGGCAAACCCGUCAAAGAACUGCAGUACACAGCCUACCAGCCACUAGCCCUCCGCACCAUGCUGGACAUCGCCACCGCUCUCAAAACCAAGCACGGACUGAAGGGAAUUGCCAUGAUCCACCGCCUGGGUGUGGUGCCCAUCGGCGAGGAGAGCAUCCUGAUCGCCGUGUCGGCGCCGCAUCGCCAGGCGGCCUGGAGAGCCGGGGAGGAAGCGCUCGAGGAGUGUAAGGCGCGGGUCGAGGUGUGGAAGAGGGAGGAGUUUGAGGCUGGAGAAGGGGUGUGGAGGGCGAAUCGGGAUGGGGUGAAGGGGGAGAGGAUCGGGUGAGGCCAACCAAGAGGCGAGGAACUGACAUUCAGGGCGCAAACAGGCAGGCUGCUUGAAAUAGGGAAUGAUACGGAAGUUGUCAAGUCAACGCAGUCCCUAUUGCCUCACCAGCCUCUACCUUCAGCUCAACUUAUCUAUGCCAGAGACUGAACUUGUAAGAGUCAGUACAGCCAUCAUCCCCCUCACCAUCAUACAAACCGCACGGAACCGUCCAUCACCUACAUCAGGUGUUCCGCUUCAAAGCGGACCAAGUCCACAGCACUUCCACCACCACUCACUCAUUCUAUUUUGUCGGCGAGGACUUCAGCGUAGGGUCUGGUACGCGCGGAUACGGUUUGGCCUCCGGCUUAGGCACCACUGGCCCAGCAACGCUCUUGCCUUUCUCGUCGUCGGGCAUCCUGAUAAUGGGUUGUCUGUUUCAGGUAGUACAAUUCGGGCGUCUCGGAG